AUGGCAGACUCCGAGCAACCAGAAAUCCCCGCGGAGCCCCAGAGUAGACAUGUUACAUACUGUGGCGUUUGCACACUGCCGCCGGAGUACUGCGAGUAUGGAGGCACCGUCAAGAAGUGCCAGGAAUGGCUCGAGGAGAACCACAAAAUGAUGUUUGAACGCAUCUGGUCGGCCGGUACGUCGCCCCUCUCUCCUCUCGAAUCGGAGAUAUAUUUCGUGCGACAAAAUGAACCGCUGACGCCCCCCGAAGAGGCUCUAGAAGCGGCAACCGCAUCGCUCUCCGUCGAUGCCCAGAAGCGUGCCGCCAAGGACGCACAGAAAAAGGCGGCCAAGGCAGAGGCGGCAGAGGCAAAGCAGGCCGACAAGCUCGCGAAGAGCGUCGUCACCAUCAAGCGCAUCGAACGGAACAAGAAGAAGUUUGUCACGGCCGUCAUUGGACUCGAGGCGUUCGGCCUUGACCUUAAAAAGGCAAGUAGUGGUCUCCCGUCCCUUUUCCAGGUCGCGAAGGAUCUCGGCAAGAAGUUUGCCACCGGAGCGUCCGUGACCAAGGUUGCAAGCGGCGGCGAAGAGAUCGUCAUCCAGGGCGACGUGAGCGACGAGGUGGAGGAGUUCCUCGCCGAAAAGUACAAGGAAAUACCCGAGGACAACUUUGAGUUCAUCGACGAUAAGAAAAAGAAGAAGGCUGCCGCCGCCGCCGCUGCUGCUGCGGCGGCGGCUGCGUCUGUGCAGUAG
This is a messenger RNA of Drechmeria coniospora, 732 nucleotides long. RefSeq lists its product as uncharacterized. Lineage: Eukaryota; Fungi; Ascomycota; Sordariomycetes; Hypocreales; Ophiocordycipitaceae. Gene Ontology annotation, biological process: translation reinitiation; formation of translation preinitiation complex. Bases 1 to 732 code for a protein of 243 amino acids. Gene Ontology annotation, molecular function: translation initiation factor activity; mRNA binding. The record is from RefSeq and is a predicted model, not a curated record. The transcript is spliced from 4 exons.